AUGCUUAAAGCUCAAAAGGAAGAGGAGGAAAUUUUGACUGUUACAGAAGAAGGAGGAGAUGAAUUCAAGUUAGCAAAAAUCACAAUUUCUGUAAGUGAUCAGGCAGAUGAUUUUCGAGCCUCGGAUAAAGAGAGCUUAAGUUCAGAAGAGGAAGGUAAAAAAUUGAAGAAGAAACGUCAAAGAUUGGAUAACACUACAAAGGAGUUUCUUGAGAAGGUAUUCGAAAGAAAAUCUCAACCAAACAGACGGGAAAGAGAAUUGAUUGCUGAAAAGUAUGGUAUCAGUCUUUCACAAAUUAGGGUUUGGGUAUGUAUUAUUUUCUAUUAUUUCCAGUUCAUUUUAUCUGAACUAUUAACUAACAUAACACUGAAGUUUACAAACAAAAGAAUGAGAAAGAAAAAACCGGAUUCUUCCAAGAAGGAAUCAGAUAAGACAGAUGAUACUUAG
Molecule: messenger RNA, 447 nt
Organism: Candida tropicalis MYA-3404
Lineage: Eukaryota; Fungi; Ascomycota; Pichiomycetes; Serinales; Debaryomycetaceae
Gene: MTLA1
Product: Mtla1p
Exons: 1
Coding region: 1-447 (148 amino acids)
Molecular function (GO): DNA binding
Source: RefSeq, a predicted model, not a curated record